Molecule: messenger RNA, 759 nt
Organism: Funneliformis caledonium
Lineage: Eukaryota; Fungi; Glomeromycota; Glomeromycetes; Glomerales; Glomeraceae
Source: the annotation of a GenBank genome assembly
AUGAGUUUUCAUUUCCUUGACCCAUAUACACCAGAUAUAUUAGAAAAUGACUCAAGGAGAUUGGAAAGAGUCCCAAGGAGGAGAAAGCCAAAUUAUUUCAUUAUAUACCGUACAGAAAUGAUGAAAUAUAAACCAGAAAAAAUGACGAUGCCGGAUUACAGCAAACUCGUAUCUAAAUGGUGGCGUAAUAUGUCAAAAGAAGACAAGGCUGCACGAAAAAGAAGUUAUCAGAUCAUUCGGGAUCAAAGAUUACCGAACAUUGUGAACAAUAAUGUCGUUGCUGUUCAAAUGGGAGAAAGUUCGGACUCUUAUACUUCGAUGACAGUUGAUCAAUUCAAUCAAAAUCAAACAUUUUCAACUGAAAUGAACGAAAACGUGAACGAAUAUCCCAUUGCUGGACAAAUGGGCGAAAUUCCUUCGUUUUCAGUUUAUCAAAUAUUACCAAACACAGAGGACGAACUUACCUUUGAUGAUCAAACAGACGAAGCUUCGCACUUUCAUCCUUCUGUGACAGUUUAUUGUGAACGAUUAUUACCAAACGCAGAGGAUGAACAUGCCGUUGAUGAUCAAAUGGACGAUAGUUCGGAUUCUAAUCCUUUGAUAGCAGAUAUAGGUGAAUCAUCAUACGAUUUUCAACCUAUCUGUUAUGAUUUGGAUUCAACCACGAUGAGAGGUGAUUGUUUUUUCACCGAUUAUCCUUCAGAAGAGUUUUUUUUGAACGAUGAUGAUUUCAUGAAAUACGACUAUUAUAAGUUAUGA